Molecule: messenger RNA, 1182 nt
Organism: Humulus lupulus (European hop)
Lineage: Eukaryota; Viridiplantae; Streptophyta; Magnoliopsida; Rosales; Cannabaceae
Product: protein FAR1-RELATED SEQUENCE 9-like
Exons: 3
Coding region: 1-1182 (393 amino acids)
Biological process (GO): regulation of DNA-templated transcription
Source: RefSeq, a predicted model, not a curated record
AUGGAUAUUGUUGGUAAGUAUCUAGAUUCAGUAGAUAAGUGGGAGUUGUUCUACGAAAUAUAUGCAAAGUGGAUGGGGUUUGGAAAAAGGUCAGAUGACGUGAAGAGAAGAAAUGGGGUAGUACCAAUGAGAAUGUGGGUUUGUACAAGAGAAGGAUAUAGAUGGAGCGAAUAUGUGAAUAUGCCCAAUCACAAAAAACGAUCAAGACCAAUCACAAGAUCUGGAUGUCAGGCAGCUCUUAGAGUGGUUCAUAUGAAAGAUAACGACUUAUGGUUGGCAAAAGAAUUUAGCCACGAACAUAAUCAUGAAAUGGUAUCGGUCCCUGAAUUGCAAUUCCUCAAGAAUAAUUGUGUGGUGUCCGACGGUUUUCUUGCGCAAGUUAUGAGAGAAUGCCAUGUCAAGUCAGAGAUGCGUACAAUAGAGUCGCAGGAGCAAUUAGGGAAGAAAAACUGGAAACUUGAUGCGGAAGGUGCAUUAGGAUUCUUGGACUGUCUUUCUGCGCGAGAUCCAAUUUUUUUUGUGUACCACCAAGCUGACACAGAAAAUAGACCCGCGAACGUAUUCUGGGCCGAUGGGACUGCAAGAAUUGACUACCGGGCAUUCGGGCAUGUGAUAGCAUUUGACACAACGUACAUGACCAACACGUACAACAAGCCAUUGUGCAUUUUGAUGGGUGUCAACCACCAUUUCUCCACUUGUGUUUUUGGGUUUGCGUUGCACGUGUUUGAGAACAAAUGGAAUGAGUUGAUGGAGACAUAUCAGAUGGAAGACAACGAAUGGUGCCAACUCCAAUACAGAAGAAAGAGAAUGUGGGCAGAAACCUACCUCCAUGGGCAGUUUGUUACUAGAAUGAGAACAACACAGCAUUGCGAGUUAAUGAAUUUCCGCCUUAAAAAAUUCCUUUUGAAGAGAUACACCCUACAUGAGUUCGUUACGGGCAUUGACAUCGUGGUGACAAAAAUAUGGCACAUCGAAAGAGAAAAUGACUUUACAAUGAGGCACACACUCCCCAAUCUCCCAUCCUCAGAUGCUUUAAGUAUUUAUUAUGAUCAGUGUGCAAAAUUCUACACCCGAGAAAUGUACUACAAAGUGGAGUUGGAAAUCAAAAGAGAAAAUGCGUAUUUCAUUAGCAGCUAUGAAGAUCAUGCAAAUCACACUAUCUUCAAUGUUGGAAAUUUUUGA